UAACAUAUUACAUUGUGUCCCGUUUUAUUUCAACAGAGGAUAUAUGUGGGGAACAUAGAGUGAUCACCCCUAUGAAUGUAUAUAAUUGGUUUGCAAACAGAAGGAAAGAUAGAAAACGGAAAGCAAGAGAAAUAGCAAACGGCCAGACAUCAGAUGCAUCAGGUGACGUAGAAUCCCUGGAUUCUGUUGAUGAUCUUGGCCAUGAUCAACUCUCACCCAAUGCAUCCAACGCAGAAAAUAUGGCUGGCACCAGCAACCUCCCGACAAACACAGACUUUUUCUCCCAGAUCAACACAAACUCUUCACAAAAGAAUGCUGACAACCAACUUGGUGUGGUCGAGACUUCAUUACCGACAUCUAUUAUGCCGGUUCCACUUUCCCUUGAAGUUCAUGGAAGUUCAAUGAAAGAUGAGGAUCACAGAUUUGUAGGCCAUGUUAGGUCGUUACUGGAGAACUAACAAAUGUAUAUUUUAUAGAGGAAUUUUUAUAAUUGGAAGUAGGACAUAAUUCUUGGGAUGUUUACUGUUUUUUAUGCAUGUUGAUUAACAUAGAAAACAAGCAGUAACCUCUUGAGACAUGUUCAGGAUUUCUUCUGAAAAAAAAAAAAAUAGAAAGUCGAGUAUGGUACGCAAAUUAAAUUAGGUAUGGAGCGCACUAACCUCAAUAGAGAGUGAGUAACCCCAAAUUAGGCCUGGUAGACCGUGGGUUGAGGAUCGAAAACGUUCAAUUCUGUGACCCACCAAUCCGGGCUACCUGGCUUUUGCACAAAAAUGUCAAUACUAUUAAAUUGUAACAUAAUUUGAUUGUCGGCAAUCGU
Messenger RNA from Anneissia japonica, 817 nucleotides. RefSeq lists its product as uncharacterized. The record is from RefSeq and is a predicted model, not a curated record. Lineage: Eukaryota; Metazoa; Echinodermata; Crinoidea; Comatulida; Comatulidae. The transcript has 2 exons. Bases 72 to 458 code for a protein of 128 amino acids.